UCUCGUAUGCUGCUGCUCGAGCUUGUUGCAACGGACACCACGUGUAUUCUUCACUCCUUGCUCUGCUCGCCACCUCUCUCUUUUCUUAGCCAUUCACCGCAUUACAUGGCGGCGCCUGUCCUCCUCACUAUCCCUACCAUGGACGAAGAAGGCGCCCCCCCGCCCGCCCCAGCCUCCCCUUCCCGCACCCCACCGCAGCAGGAGCCGAAGCCCGCGGUCCUACGCUGGCGCCCACCCGUCCGCGUGACCUCGGAGUUUGACAGCGAACGACGGCUCUUCUCCCACCGCCUCUCCUGCCGCGUCCUCGACGGCCUCGCCAAGCUCCGCCUCCGCAUUAGCCAUGGUGCUGGGGGAGGAGGGAUUCUCUGGGGCCCGACUGAUGUGGGGCUCCUGGCGCGGAACUUCUCCGUCGUCGUCGACCCUGCAACCCGAGGCGCCGUGCUGCGCGGCGCCGCCGACCUCGCCGGCUCGCUGCGACUGCGCGCCUCGCACAACACCAAAGAGCAACAAGGAGAAGUGGCAAUUACUGCAAAUUUGAGGGAUUCACCAUGCAAGAUUGAACUGUCAUCUCUGGUUCCUCCUAAUGGACCGCCAAGAGCAACUUUUUUCUUUCCAAAUGGUGAAGUCUCAAUUAAAGAGAAGAUUUUGGAUGAGCGUGACAGAAUUUUGUCAGUAAAUGGCCUAGUGAAGUCACGUGUUCUGCAUGGAGUUUGCACAGCUGUGUACAAUGAUAAUGUAAUGAGCAUUAAAUACCGCUACAAGGAUGAUGAGGUAUCGUUUAUCCCCAGCAUCUCAUUACCAUCCAAUUCUCUGUCAUUUGCAUUCAAGCGCCAAUUAACGCCUUUGGACAAGUUGAGCUAUUGGUACAAUUUUGACACAAACUACUGGGGCGCCAUCUACAAACACAAGGCUCACAAGCAUCUCAAGUGGAAAGCUGGCUAUGAGUCAGACAACAGGCUUGGAUGGGCAUCGCUUUGGGUUGGAGAUGCUGGCGGCAGUACAAAGGAGGCGCCUUUGAAAGCCAAAAUUCACCUCACGCUUAAAGUCCCCCAGGACAAUAUACAGAAUUCAGUUGUAGUGUUCCAUGUUAAGAAAAGAUGGGAUUUUUAGUUUCUAUUUGUGAGCUCAGAUGGUGUUACGUCAUGCGCACAUAAGCAAGCGUGUACAGAUGGAGAGCCAAUAAGAGAUGGAUGCAAAUUUGUGAUGUGGUCUGCAAAAUUGUUUCAUGCAAAUGUUAGGGAGAAAUCAUGUAAUGUUAGUCCUCUUUUAUAGGUUCCGUUUGGUUCAAGGUCUUGUUAAGGGAAUGCUAAAGAGCUCAACCAAACAAAAGUAUUGGUAACUACUAGAGGUGUAAUCCGAUCGAAUACAGACGAAUAUCACUGAAAUUAAAUUUGUUAUUCGGAUCCAGAUUCGAAUACAGCUAGCUUUGAAUACGAAUA
Zea mays is the source of this 1439-nucleotide messenger RNA. RefSeq lists its product as uncharacterized. The transcript is spliced from 6 exons. Gene Ontology annotation, molecular function: monoatomic ion channel activity. Gene Ontology annotation, biological process: monoatomic cation transport. Gene Ontology annotation, cellular component: chloroplast outer membrane. The coding region runs from base 7 to 1110 and encodes 367 amino acids. The record is from RefSeq and is a predicted model, not a curated record. Lineage: Eukaryota; Viridiplantae; Streptophyta; Magnoliopsida; Poales; Poaceae.